AUGUCUUCCUCACACACCGUUCUGCUGACGACGCAUUACAUGGACGAGGCGGACCUGCUAGGACACCGUAUUGGUAUCUUGAGCAACGGUUCUCUGCAGUGCUCUGGCAGUAGUUUGUUUCUAAAGUCUAGGUUGGGUCUGGGGUAUCUGAUGACGAUGUCUGUCGUGCUGCAUGCGGAUCGCCACGCCAUUGGAGAACUUGUGCGCAUGCAUAUAAUGUCUGCCGUAUCUGUGGGUAGUGGGGCAGGUGAGGUGGCGUAUCGGUUGCCGAUGCAGGAGAAGGCGAAUUUUGCUGCGCUUUUCAGGGAUGUCGAGAGUCAGGGCGAUCUGCUCGGGGUGAGGAGCUAUGCACUGUCACUGACGACGCUUGAGGAGAUCUUCAUCAGGGUUGCGAUGGGUGUGAACAACAAUGCUUCCGCGGAGGCGGCCGAUGUGCCGGUGAAUGCGCCGCAGGUUGUGUGGAACGUUAAGUUGAUGGAAAGUGAGCUCGCGAUAUUGUGUGUACAGUUUCAUGCGAUGAUGGCGAAACGUCUAUCGCACGCGCUUCGCGACCGACGCACGCAGUUUUUCCAGCUUUUUUGUCCCGUUGCGUGUGUACUGCUGGCCAUGUUGCUGACGCUCUUAAAGUUCUAUGCCAGUCCACCGCUUCUCCUAAGCAGCGAGGUGUACGGCGUGCCGCUUCAGAUUGAUGUGGCGAACUGUGAGUCGAUCUUUAAUCUCUCGGUGCCAUUUUCCCCCAACGCCCAAACGGAAGUGCCGCCCGGCGUAGGCACUUCGGAUGCCCUUUCAGAGUAUCUUCUCUCCACAUACAACGCGCACAGGGUUGAGCGCUACGGCGCAGUUUCCUGCCUUGACUCUCUGCUUUUUGGGGCGAGCACGAUUUUCUACAAUUCCUCCGCCCUCCACGAGGUGGCGAUUGGCGUGGCAAACUUCUAUAAUGGCCUGCUUUUCAAGGCGAACAGCUCUGCAAAACCCAUGAUGACACGCGUACACACUCUGCCGAGGACGAAGCGUGAGGAGAAUGUUGGAUCGGCCGUCUACGCCCUUAUUAUUGCGGUAGUUGUCAUGGUUCCGUUCACAUUUAUCCCAUCGACAUUUGUAGCUUGGGUCGUGAAGGAGCGGCAGUGCAAGGCAAGGCACCUGCAGAAUGCAUCUGGACUGCGUUUCACGGUAUAUUGGCUCUCAAACUUCCUUUUUGACCUUUGCUCGUAUUUUAUCACAAUGUUUUUGGUCAUCAUUGUAUUUGUCAUAUUCCAGCGCAAGGAGUUUAUUGCCACGGAAAACAUUGGUGCGACCAUCUGUGCCUUUCUGAUGUACGGUUUUUCGGGCAUUGCCAUGGCGUAUGCGGUGAACUUUAUGUUUUCUGAUCACUCAAAGGCCCAAAUCGUCGUGAUGCUGGCGAACUUUGUUGUUGGUUUUUUGCUCGUUCUCGGGGUGUCGACGUUGGAAAUGGUUGAAAAGACCGAGGAACUUGCCAAGGCCCUGCGUUGGGUGUUCCGCAUAGUGCCAAGCUACUGCAUCGGUGAAUGCAUCAGCAAUUUGGGUUUACUGAGAAUGCGGCAGGCAUACGGUGAAGAAGCGGGCCCGUGGGAAAUGGAUGUCAUUGGGUGGCCUUGUGUGUACAUGGCGCUCGCUACUCCGCUCUUUUUCCUUACCGCACUCGGUAUUGAUCAUCCUAGCCGGCGUCAGCGCUUGCAGCGACUGUUUCACGACAGAUAUGCGUUACCUGAGGCGAUUGAGGGCGAGGAUGAUGAUGUAAAACAGGAGCGUGCAGAGUUGAUGAACUCGGCAGAGCGAUUGGAAGAUCUUGUGCGUGUUGUUCAUCUGCGAAAAGAGUAUCCCAACGGCAAAGUCGCGGUGCGGAAUCUCACUUUUGGUGUGAAGUCUGGCGAGGUGUUUGGCUUUCUUGGCACAAAUGGUGCGGGGAAGACGACAACCAUUUCGAUUCUAUGUCAAGAGUUUCUCCCCACGGGCGGCUCCGCCUCCGUCUGCGGGUAUGAUGUUGUGGAGGAGAGCGCCAAGGCCCUGCAGUGCAUCGGCUACUGCCCACAGUUUGACGCCUGCCUGGAUUUGCUGACGGUGGAGGAGCACCUGCGGCUGUACGCGCGUGUGCGUGGCAUCGCGUGGAGCCAACGCGGCGAAGUCGUCCUCGGGCUGCUGCGCCUGUGCGAGUUGAUGAAGUAUCGGAAUACACUUGCGCGCGAGCUGAGUGGUGGCAACCGGCGUAAACUGAGUGUGGCGACUGCGUUGGUGGGAGGGCCGCGCGUGGUGUUCUUCGACGAGCCCUCGGCAGGCAUGGACCCCGUCGCACGUCGUGGACUGUGGAACGCGAUAGAGACGGUUGCUGACAACUGCUCCGUUGUUCUGACGACGCACCAUCUAGAGGAGGUGGAGGCUCUUGCGCACCGCGUGGCCAUUAUGGUGGACGGAGCGCUGCGCUGUAUCGGUGACAAGACGCAUCUGAAGAACAAGUUUGGCAGUGGUUUUGAGGUAGCGUUGCGCCUUGGUCGCCGCGACGCGGCGACAGUUGCGGCGGUUGAGCUGUUUUUUGAAGAAUACUUCCAUGGAUCACUGUUGGUGGAGCAUCGCGCGGAUCGCAUGAUUUAUUCUCUGCCAAGAGACACGAGGCUCUCAGUGGCGUUUGAUCUGCUUGAGAAUCACUUUCGUUCGCUUGGGUUGACGGACUACCACGUGUCGCAGACGUCGAUCGAGCAGGUGUUCCUGCGCAUCAGCGAGGAGGCUGAGCGUGCGCGCGAGGAGGAGGCGCAGCGAGCGACGGAGGCGGAUAAGUGUGUCUGCUGUCCCUGGUGCUGA
Messenger RNA from Trypanosoma conorhini, 2814 nucleotides. RefSeq names its product ABC1 transporter. Gene Ontology annotation, molecular function: ATP hydrolysis activity; ATP binding; ABC-type transporter activity. The record is from RefSeq and is a predicted model, not a curated record. The coding region runs from base 1 to 2814 and encodes 937 amino acids. Gene Ontology annotation, biological process: lipid transport; transmembrane transport. The transcript has a single exon. Gene Ontology annotation, cellular component: membrane; intracellular membrane-bounded organelle. Lineage: Eukaryota; Euglenozoa; Kinetoplastea; Trypanosomatida; Trypanosomatidae.